AUGAUGAGAGUGACUGAAGAAAAUACUCAGCCACACAUCGACACUCAUAGUCAAAUACCCCAUAAUUUAGAGAAUGCACUGAAGAAUGUAAAAAUAUUACCUUUGGGAAUGCCUGAUUUACCAACUAAAAUAUUGGAUGGAGUUACUAUUAAUUGUUCGAAUAUGGAGAAUUUAAAAGCGACUUUCGCAAAAUAUCGUGAAUCAACUUCAUCAAUUGUCUGCAAAUCCGAUGAUCUUAUAGGAGCAGAUAGAUUAAUAAGGGAUAAUCAAAUUGAGACAUUAUAUGUUCUUAUUGAUGAAAAAGAUGAAGAUAUCAAGGAAUGGCAAAAUAGUUUUGUAUCUGCAAAUAUAAUUGAAGUUCAUAUUUGA
Messenger RNA from Rotaria socialis, 369 nucleotides. Lineage: Eukaryota; Metazoa; Rotifera; Eurotatoria; Philodinida; Philodinidae. The record is from the annotation of a GenBank genome assembly.